This is a messenger RNA of Anolis sagrei ordinatus, 4225 nucleotides long. The record is from RefSeq and is a predicted model, not a curated record. NCBI's taxonomy places the organism in Eukaryota, Metazoa, Chordata, Lepidosauria, Squamata, Anolidae.
CGGGAGGGGAUGAUGUCACCCGCGGGCUUGUAAGGCUCGGCGGCGGCUUGGCCGGAGGAAGAGGAGAAGGAGAGAGAAGCCACAGAGGGAGAGAAGCCAGAGGGAGGAAAGGCAGGAGGAGGAGGCGCAGCUGGGUCCGCGGGAGGCGGGGAGGGAGGGCGAGUGAGCUGGCUCCCUUGGCGUCCCUGCGGGGCUCCGGCGAGGAGAAGGAGGAGAAGGAGAAGGAGGAGAAGAAGGAUGCGCCUGGGCAGGGGCUGCGGCACCAGGAUCUAGUGACUGGAAGGGAAAACCGUAAGGGCUUCCGCCAUGGCCCCAAGAAAAAGGAGUGGACGAGGGAUUUCGUUCAUCUUCUGCUGCUUCCGAAGUAAUGACCACCCCGAGAUCACGUACCGGCUGCGGAAUGACAGCAACUUUGCCCUGCAAACCAUGGAGCCGGCUUUUCCAAUGCCGCCGGUGGAAGAACUGGAUGUUAUGUUCAGUGAGCUGGUGGAUGAGCUUGACCUUACAGAUAAGCAUAGAGAAGCCAUGUUUGCACUUCCAGCAGAAAAGAAAUGGCAGAUCUACUGUAGCAAGAAGAAGGACCAAGAAGAAAACAAAGGCGCCACAAGCUGGCCAGAGUUCUAUAUUGAUCAGCUUAACUCCAUGGCUGCUAGAAAAUCGUUGAUCGCGCUGGAGAAAGAAGAUGAAGAGGAGAGAAACAAAACCAUCGAAAGUCUGAAGACAGCACUGAGGACCAAACCUAUGAGGUUUGUAACCAGAUUCAUCGACCUGGAUGGCUUGAGCUGCAUCUUGAACUUCCUGAAGAGCAUGGACUACGAGACCUCCGAGUCUCGGAUACAUACCUCUCUCAUUGGAUGCAUCAAAGCACUGAUGAAUAACUCUCUGGGGAGAGCUCAUGUCCUGGCGCACUCGGAGAGCAUUAAUGUAAUCGCUCAGAGUCUGAGCACGGAGAACAUUAAGACCAAGGUGGCAGUGCUGGAAAUCAUGGGCGCUGUGUGCCUGGUUCCCGGGGGUCACAAAAAGGUGCUGGAGGCCAUGGUGCAUUACCAAAAAUACGCCAGUGAACGGACUCGGUUUCAGACAUUAAUAAAUGACCUGGAUAGAAGUACAGGGCGAUACCGGGAUGAAGUGAGCCUCAAGACAGCCAUCAUGUCCUUCAUCAAUGCAGUUCUAAGCCAAGGAGCUGGUGUGGAAAGUCUGGACUUUAGACUCCACCUGAGAUACGAAUUCCUCAUGCUUGGAAUUCAGCCUGUCAUUGACAAAUUACGAGAGCAUGAAAAUUCCACAUUAGAUAGGCAUUUAGACUUUUUUGAAAUGCUCAGAAAUGAAGAUGAAUUGGAGUUUGCAAAACGGUUUGAGCUGGUCCAUAUAGACACAAAAAGUGCAACCCAGAUGUUCGAGCUCACCAGAAAAAGGCUGACUCACACAGAAGCUUACCCGCACUUUAUGUCUAUCCUUCACCACUGUCUUCAAAUGCCUUAUAAGAGAAAUGGCAACACCGUUCAGUACUGGUUGCUGCUGGACCGUAUUAUUCAACAAAUAGUUAUUCAAAACGACAAAGGGCAGGACCCGGACUCGACACCCUUGGAGAACUUUAAUAUUAAAAAUGUUGUCCGAAUGUUGGUGAAUGAAAAUGAAGUCAAACAAUGGAAAGAACAAGCGGAAAAAAUGAGAAAAGAACAUCAUGAACUCCAGCAGAAGUUGGAGAAGAAGGAACGGGAGUGUGACGCCAAGGCCCAGGAGAAAGAGGAGAUGAUGCAGACCUUGAACAAGAUGAAGGAGAAACUUGAGAAAGAACUGUCGGAGCAUAAACAAGCCAAACAGCAAGUGGUAGACCUCACGGCACAGAUCCACGAACUCAGCAGGAGAGCAAUCUGUGCUCCAGUACCUGGGGGCCCGCCUUUGCCUCCUGGUGCUCCCGGGGGCCCGUUACCUACGGCCGCUUUGGGGUCUCUCCUCCCGGUUCCUCCACCACCUCCACCUCCAGGAGGAUUCCUCCCACCGCCACCUCCACCACCGCCUCCUCCGGGUGGCCCCCCGCCUCCACCAGGACCCCCUCCACUGGGAGGACUGCCUCCGGCUCCAGGAGCCCCACUGGGGCUGGGACUUAAGAAGAAAAACAUCCCACAGCCAACAAACGCUCUGAAGUCCUUCAAUUGGUGCAAGCUCCCUGAGAACAAGCUGGAAGGCACAGUGUGGACUGGCAUUGAUGAUGGCCGAGUGUUUAAGGUGCUGGACCUUGAAGACCUUGAAAGGACGUUCUCUGCGUACCAGAGGCAGCAGGACUUCUUUGUGAACAGUAACUCCAGGCAGAAAGAAGACUCCCUCGACGACACGCUGAGCGCCAGGCAUAAAGUCAAGGAGCUUUCGGUCAUAGACGGACGGAGAGCUCAGAACUGCAAUAUUCUUCUCUCAAGGCUGAAAUUAUCAAACGAUGAAAUCAAACGUGCAAUUUUGACAAUGGAUGAGCAAGAGGACUUGCCAAAGGACAUGCUUGAACAGCUUUUGAAAUUUGUUCCUGAAAAGGCGGACAUUGACCUCCUGGAGGAGCACAAGCAUGAACUGGACCGGAUGGCGAAGGCUGACAGGUUCCUCUUUGAAAUGAGCAGGAUAAACCAUUACCAGCAGAGACUGCAGUCUUUGUAUUUCAAGAAGAAGUUUGCUGAGAGAGUUGCUGAAGUUAAACCUAAAGUGGAAGCAAUCCGCACCGCUUCCACAGAAGUGUUCCAGAGCAAGAGCCUGAAGCAGCUGUUGGAAGUGGUCUUGGCCUUUGGAAACUACAUGAAUAAGGGCCAGCGCGGCAACGCCUAUGGGUUCAAAAUCUCUAGUCUGAACAAGAUUGCAGACACCAAAUCCAGCAUCGACAAGAACAUCACCUUGUUGCACUAUCUCAUCACUAUUGUGGAAAAGAAAUACCCCAACGUUCUCAACCUGCAUGAAGAGCUGAAGGAUAUCCCUGGGGCUGCCAAAGUAAACAUGACGGAGCUGGAAAAAGAAAUUGGCACUUUGCGGAGCGGCCUGAGGGCUGUGGAGACGGAACUGGAAUAUCAGAAAACCCAGCCUUCCCACCCAGGAGACAAAUUUGUGUCUGUCGUCAGCCAGUUCAUCACGGUGGCCAGCUUCAGCUUCUCAGACGUGGAGGAUCUUUUGUCUGAAGCCAAAGAACUGUUCAUCAAAUCUGUGAAGCAUUUUGGAGAAGAGCCAGCCAAGACGCAGCCGGAUGAGUUCUUUGGGAUCUUUGACCAGUUUCUCCAAGCUGUGAAUGAAGCCAAGCAAGAGAACGAAAACAUGCGGAAGAGGAAGGAGGAAGAGGAAAGGCGGGCACGAAUGGAAGCACAGCUCAAGGAGCAGCGAGAGAGGGAGCGCAAAGCCAGGAAGGCAAAAGAAAACAGCGAAGAAGGCGGGGAGUUUGACGACCUCGUCUCAGCCCUGCGAUCCGGCGAAGUCUUCGAUAAAGACCUUUCCAAACUGAAACGCAACCGCAAACGCAUCACCAACCCGCUGACGGACGGCAGCCGCGAGCGGCCUGUCACGAAACUCAACUUCUGAGCUACCUUUUAUUCCUUAAGUGUGUUUAAAAAAAAAAAAGAAAACUUGACUAUUAUCCUGCUGGAAGAAGCCCAGGGUUUUUGGCCUUCUGCCUUGUCAAAACAGUGGCACUCUCCCUCUCCCAUUGUGUCUUAAGGCGCGUGCGUGUGUGCCGACAGGCUGUAUUAUAACAAAUUUAGUCGAGUGGGUGCGGAGGCGGUGGGAAGUGUGCAGUCUGCCUGCAUGCCUGCUCCCUUUUCUAUCACUUUUAGUGACUUUCCAAAAGAGAAGAAAACAAUAAGAACCUUCUUGGUUGUCAAAGCACAAAUGUUGGCAAGCGAGACAGGUGGCAAAAAGAGAGAGAGGAGAGAGCUAGAACCCUGUCCAGCAGAAUUCAGAUGCUGAACACAACUCCUUACCUGUGCUUGUUGUGAGGUUCUUUUAUAUAUCUAUAUAUAUAUUUAAAAAAUACUGUUGGAAAAGCAAAAUAGAGAGCGGGCUGAUGGGAAACACAAGGUGUGUCCGUUACGCUACAUUACAGAAGGGCAUCUCGAGAUGGAUGAUGGUUGAGAUACCAGCUCUGUUGGGAACAAUGGGUGUCAGAAAAGUCCUGAACUAUGUCGCUGGGGGAAAUACUUUUGUUUUUGGUCAUUUGUUUUUUUCCUGUUACUUUUCAAAACUUGAAUAUCCCUCGUGA